AUGAAUGUGGCGCAGAUUCAAGAGCAUGUGUUAGGUGGAAAAAGAGAACAUCUUAACUUUGAAAGAGAACAUCUUGGUCUUAGAGAAGAAAAAAAUUCAAAAACCUGGGCACAAAAUAGUGCAAGUCGUCCUGUAAUAAGAGAAAUUCGGGAAUCUUUAUAUGGAGGAAAAUUCACAAUACACAACAUGAUCACUAUAAAAAUAUUGCCAUCUCUCGAUAUUGUGAUCCAAAAGCAUAAAGAAACUGUAAAACUUUCGAAUCCUGACUUUGAAAGUUUAUGGAAAUGGUUCGAUAAGCAUGCAUCACUUGGAAGUGAUUUAGGCAAAUAUUCGAAAGCUUAUUAUAUUUAUAAAGGUUAUUUUGUGAAACAAAACCUCGAAGAUGAAAAAAAAACUUUUUUAAGAAGAGCUGACAAUGGUUUAUGUGAAGCUCAGUUGAAGUAUAUGAAACUUUUAAGUUCUGAAAAUGAAGACAAGCAUGAAAUAUUUAAAUAUAUAAUGAUGGCUUCAAAUACCUGA
Scutellospora calospora is the source of this 519-nucleotide messenger RNA. The record is from the annotation of a GenBank genome assembly. Lineage: Eukaryota; Fungi; Glomeromycota; Glomeromycetes; Diversisporales; Gigasporaceae.